GGCUGAUGAACAAGACGAAAGCAGAGCAUAGAUAUUAGAGUAUAAAGCCUCCAUUACCUAUGAAAGUUGCAGCAAUCACAGUUUAAGCAACAAUGGCAGAAAGCACAAGUCCAGCUAUCACUAUGACUUGUGAGGUUUGUUCAGAGUAUUACACUGACCCCAUCAUGCUUCCCUGUCUUCACUCAUUCUGUAAGAAGUGUCUAAUAAAAGCUAAAGAGAAGCAAGGUGGUACUGGUACCUCAUUAAAGUGUCCAACGUGUGACACUAGCGUUAAUUUACCUGAUGGUAAAAUUGAAGGCCUCACUCAAAACCUUUGGCUUGAACACAAAUCAAAAGAGGCCUUGAUCAAAAAGAAAAUUAGUAGCAAGGAAGCAAUAUCAUGUGACAAAUGCAAUGUUGAUGAUUCCAGUGAUGCAGCUGUUGUGUAUUGCUGUGAUUGUGGCCAGUUUCUGUGCGAUUAUUGUAAGAAAGGUCAUAAGCGAAGCAGGAAAGAAGCCAAUCACAAGUUGAUCAAUCUAGAAACAAAGAAAUCUAUUGAAUUGCCUGCUAUUAAGCAUGAGGCAGUUUACUGUGCACGACAUUUAGACCAAAAGCUGACGUACUAUUGCAACGAUUGCAAUAGAUUGGUUUGUCAAAUUUGUCUUAACGUUAAGCAUAAAAGUCACAAUUACAAUGAUUACCUUGAUGAAGGUGACACAGCGCGUAAAGCAUUAAAGGAAAGUGUUGCUAGUUGUGAUGGAGUCAUUCCUCCAGUCACUGAAGCUAUUGCUAAUGGAGAGAAGAUGCUAGAGCAGAUAGCAACACGUAAAGAAGAAGUAAGGCAGGAAAUCAAGGAAACGUUUGAAGAGCUUAAAAGAUCCUUUGAUGUGGGGAGUGGUACCAGUGGUGUUGCUGUUCAUACUAAUGGUGAAGUAUUUGCUAGUAGUAAUGAUGGGUUUGUUCAAGUAUUUAGUGAGGAUGGUACUGCAGUAAGAAGGAUUGGAUCUAAAGGUAAUGGUAAUGGACAGUUUGACAGGCCUUGGGGUUUAUUGUUGGUAGGAGACAGGCUCUAUGUGUCUGAUAAUAAUCUUCAUCGUGUGCAGUAUUUCUCAGCUACUACUGGUCAUCCUCGUGGUAUGUCUACUGAUGGUAAAGGUAAUAUAUUAGUAGCUGAUAUCAGCAACAAAAGAGUACAAGUGUUUAAAGAAGAUGGUACAUUUGUACAAGUCACAGAAUGUGAUGCUGGUAACUUUAAUAAUCCUGAUGGUAUUGCUAUUGAUGAUGAAGGAUAUAUCUUUGUAUCAGUUUAUAAUGGUGGUACUCCUUUUCUUCAUGUAUUGAGUCCUGACAGGAAAGAAGUCAAAUUAAUCUCAGUAUCUUACCCGUUUGGUAUAGCACUGGAUAAGGAUGGAUAUAUUUAUGUUGAUGAUUAUAGCAACAAACGUAUAAUAAAAUAUUAA
This is a messenger RNA of Amphimedon queenslandica, 1439 nucleotides long. Its product is annotated as E3 ubiquitin-protein ligase TRIM71-like. Gene Ontology annotation, molecular function: protein binding; zinc ion binding. The transcript is spliced from 5 exons. The coding region runs from base 93 to 1439 and encodes 448 amino acids. The record is from RefSeq and is a predicted model, not a curated record. NCBI's taxonomy places the organism in Eukaryota, Metazoa, Porifera, Demospongiae, Haplosclerida, Niphatidae.